Molecule: messenger RNA, 1341 nt
Organism: Arabis nemorensis
Lineage: Eukaryota; Viridiplantae; Streptophyta; Magnoliopsida; Brassicales; Brassicaceae
Source: the annotation of a GenBank genome assembly
AUGGAGUUUUCGACUUCCGGCGAAACAUACAAGAUCUCUCUGGCGGCGAAAUGGUGUCCUUCGAUCGAUUCAUGUUUUGACAAAGCAACUCUGAUCUACGAGAGCAUCGCUAAGAAGCUGUUUCCACGUGAAUCCUUCCCGGAAUACGAAGGUGUAGAAGAAGCUCAUUACGGGUACAGAGUUCGUGAUCGGUUACGGAAACAAGUUUUGGUACCUCUCCGGAAAACUCUGCAACUCCCGGAGGUUUACAUGGGAGCGAGCGAUUGGAAUUCUCUUCCUUACAAUCGAGUCGCAUCGGUAGCGAUGAAAUCGUACAAGGAGAUAUUCCUGAAACACGACGAGGAGAGAUUUGAGCAAUACCUAGAAGAUGCUAAAUCAGGUAAAACGAAGAUCGCCGCGGGAGCUGUAUUGCCCCACGAGAUCAUCGGAGAAUUAAACGGCGGAGACGGUGGACAAGUGGCUGAGCUUCAAUGGAAACGAAUGGUUGAUGAUACGAGGAAAAAGGGCUCUUUGACGAACUGCAUCGCUAUCUCCGACGUGUCGAGAUCUAUGAGCGGUACUCCGAUGGAGGUUUCCGUUGCUCUGGGUUUACUCGUCUCUGAGUUAUCUGAAGACCCAUGGAGAGGAAUGCUGAUAACUUUCAGCAAAAACCCAGAAUUGCAUUUGGUGAAAGGAGACGACUUGAGAACGAAAACAGAGUUUGUGAGGAGAAUGAAGUGGAAUAUGAACACUGAUUUUCAGAAAGUGUUCGAUCUGAUUCUGAAAGUUGCAGUGGAAGGGAGACUGAAACCGGAGGAGAUGAUCAAGAGGGUUUUCGUGUUCAGCGACAUGGAGUUCGAUCAAGCUAGAGUUAAUCGAUAUCGGCGUUAUGGUAGAUGCUAUGAAGUGUCGACUUCGAGGAAUGGUGGAUGGGAAACGGAUUACGAAGCGAUCGUGAGGAAGUACAGAGAGAAUGGUUACGGUGAAGCUGUGCCGGAGAUUGUGUUUUGGAAUCUGAGGGAUUCGGGUUCAACGCCGGUGACGGGAAGCGAGAACGGAGUGGCUUUGGUUAGUGGGUUUUCGAAGAAUUUGAUCAAAAUGUUUUUGGAUAAUGACGGAGGGAUUAGUCCAAUGAAGAUCAUGGAGGUUGCUAUAUCAGGAGAAGAGUAUGAAAAGCUUGUUGUAAUUGAGAAUGAUGUAAUAAGCAACAAGCCAACAAGAUAUAAAAGAAAGAAUAGAAUGAAGCCCAAGGUCAUCUCUCAGCCAAAACCUGCAACGUAUCAAAGCAGAGGAAGGACACAAACUACCAAUCAAAUGCCGUUAAAGAACAGAUUUGAUGCUUUCAUGGAUUUAGAUCAAUGA